CACGAUGAAACACGACAAAGGGCCUUGCUGAUCGCUGAAAUUACACCUCUACCCUCCUCCUUCUCCUUCAUCAAAACCCUCCCUCCCCUCUCCUCUCAAACUUCCCUCCAUAAUCUCCAUCAAAAUUCCCCUACCCCUUUCUCCAUGGAUUUUAUCUGCCCUAAAAAUCCCAAGAUUUGGGACGGAAAUGGCUUCACUCCGUGUUUUGAGAAUAUGGUGUUUGGUUUCGGAGCGAAUUUUGUCACUAUAGCUGCUGUUCUUGGUCUUGCAAUCAGUAAGAGGAAUGCUGAAAGAAGUCGGAACAUAGGCAUAAGUUCGGGGAAGGUGUUUUUACAUAUACUACCAUCCAUUGGAGCAUGUCUUUCUUUCUAUGAAACAUUCUUGCUGCUGGAGAAUAGCCUUCAUGGUUACUAUGCUGAGCAUCAUGAAUGGUUCUUCAGAUGUUCCCAAUUGAUUUCUUGGUUUCUAAUUUUGCUAGUUAUGAAGUUUGAUCGCUGGUUUCUUAUACUUUGCAAUCUGGGCUUAUGCUUCUGGUGGAUUACGAGACCUCUGUUUGCAAUCCCUCAUCUGUACACUGUGUUUUCUUCAUCAAAGAAGGUGCUGCCAUUUUGUAUAGAGAGUUGUUUGGUUCUUUCUGAAAUCAUGUUUGGUUUUUUAAUCGUCAUGAUCAGGGCAAUUCGAGGAUUUGCACUACAGAGGAACUUUAACACCAUUGAGGAUCCACUUCUCUCAGAUGAUAGAGGAAGAGAUGAAGGCCCUGCUCUUAAAUUGGGUCUGAAAAUUGUCAGUUAUUGGGACCUUUUAACUUUCAAGUUUGUCAAUAUAAUGAUGGACCAUGGUGUCAUGAAGCAACUUGAUUUUGAAGAUUUAAUUCAAUUACCUUGUGAACUCAUGCCACAUUGUUGCCAUACUACUAUACUAAGGAGCUGGGCAGCUGAGAAAAGUAAGCGUUACUCUCAGCCAUCAUUGUUUGGAACCAUUUUUCAUGCUUAUGGGUGGCCAUAUUUAUGUCUAGGAGUACUGAAGGGAGUAAAUGAUGCGAUUGGUUUUUUAGGCCCGUUGCUUCUUAACAGGUUGCUUCGGUUUCUUGAACAAGGUUCUGGUCAUACAGAUGGAUACAUUCUUGCUCUUUCUCUGGGGCUGACUUCUAUCUUCAAGUCCUUCUUAGAUACACAGUACAGUUAUCAUCUAAUGAAAUUAAAGUUGAAGCUAAGGUCGAGCCUUAUGACGAUGGUUUAUCACAAGUGCCUGCAUAUUAGCCUUUCUGAACGCUCAAAGUUUUCUGAAGGAGAGGUUCAAACUUUCAUGUCUAUAGACACAGAUCGUACUGUUAACUUGUGUAACAGUUUUCAUGACAUGUGGAGCAUGCCUCUACAGAUUUGUGUGGCACUGUAUCUUUUAUACACGCAAGUCCGUUUUGCAUUUGUUGCUGGACUUGUAAUAACCAUACUGCUCAUACCAGUAAACAAAUGGAUCUCUACACUUAUUGCAAGAGCAACAGAGGGAAUGAUGAAAGAAAAGGAUGAAAGGAUUAGAGGUGCUGGAGAACUUUUAUCGUAUAUUCGCACUCUGAAGAUGUAUGGCUGGGAGUCUAUAUUUGCUGACCGAUUGAUGGAAAGAAGAGAAAUGGAAGUGAAAUACCUCUCUACACGGAAAUAUUUGGAUGCCUGGUGUGUAUUUUUCUGGGCAACAACACCUACUCUUUUUUCUCUGUUUACAUUUAGCACCUUCGCGCUAAUGGGUCAUCCGCUAAAUGCUGCUACGGUGUUCACUUGUAUUGCUCUAUUCAAUACAUUGAUCACUCCCUUGAAUUCUUUUCCAUGGGUGAUUAAUGGACUAAUUGAUGCUGUAAUUUCUACAAGGCGAUUGAGCAAGUUCCUGUCCUGUCCUGAGCAUAAAUCCGCAGAGAAGCAUCCUUCACACGGACAGUCAUGUAUUCUGGAUACUCUGUCAUGUUCUUCUGAAGGUCAGAGAGUCACUGAUGCUGAUCCAUUGGCUAUAGUUUUUCAAGAUGCAUGUUGUGUUUGGUCAAGUAGCAAUGAAGAAGACUAUCGCACCAUAUUGAGCAGAAUUACACUGAACCUGCCAAGGGGCAUGCUUAUUGCUAUAAUUGGAGAGAUUGGUUCAGGUAAAUCAUCCUUGUUAAGUUCUAUUUUGGGAGAGAUGCGGACUGUUAAUGGGUUGAUAAGUUCCCGAGGAUCGAUAGCAUAUGUACCACAGGUACCUUGGAUCCUAUCAGGAUCUAUACGCGAUAACAUUUUAUUUGGUGAAAAACCAAAUGCUAGAAGAUAUGAAGAAGUAUUACAGGCAUGUGCACUUGAUGUUGAUAUUUCACGAAUGAUUGGAGAUGACCUAGCCUAUAUUGGAGAAAAAGGUCUUAACUUAUCUGGUGGACAGAGAGCACGUCUUGCAUUAGCACGGGCAAUCUAUCGUGACUCUGAUGUAUACUUGCUUGAUGAUAUACUCAGCGCAGUUGAUUCACAGGUUGCUGUAUUGAUUUUACAGAAAGCAAUACUGGGUCCUCUAAUGAACCAGAAGACGCGUGUACUGUGCACUCAUAAUGUUCAGGCAAUAUCUGCUGCAGAUAUGAUCAUUGUCAUGAACAAAGGAAGUGUGAAGUGGGCUGGGCCAUUUUCUAGUUUUUUACUUUCUCCAUAUUCGAUGAUGUCCACUUCAGAAGCUUCAAAAGAUGCAUCAUCACAACUUACACUGAUGGAAAAUAGUUUAUUUGUUCUUGAAAGAAUGAGUUAUGAUAACCAUCUAAGUGAUUGUAUAUCUCUUUCAAAGGAAGCGCAGAAUAGGACUGAUGUAGAGGCAAGGGAAGAGGGUAGAGUUAAUUUUAGAGUAUACAAAAGCUAUGCCGCAUAUACUGGUUGGCCAGUUGUUAGUAUCAUUUGUAUAUCAGCAGUCCUCAUGCAAGCAUCUCGGAAUGGAAAUGAUAUCUGGUUAUCUCACUGGGUGGAUGCCACCACUGGAACUGAGUACAUGAUGUAUUAUAUGUUUAUUCUCAUUAUCCUCGGUGCGGCGAAUUCCCUUUUAACCCUUGUGAGGGCUUUCUCGUUUGCAUAUGGUGGUCUACAUGCUGCAGUCAGGGUACACAGUGAUCUUCUGAAGAAACUUGUCAAUGCACCUAUAAUUUUUUUCGACCAAAACUCAAGUGGAAGGAUUCUGAACAGAUUGUCUUCAGAUCUAUACAUGAUUGAUGAUUCCCUUCCAUUUAUUCUUAACAUUCUUCUAAACAACUUCUUGGUCUUAUUGGGAAUUACAACAGUCUUGUGCUAUACACAGAUAACUUUUGUUCUUCUGCUAUUUCCUUUGGGGUUUAUCUACAAAAAGUUGCAGUUUUACUAUAGAUGCACUUCCCGUGAACUUCGGAGGCUUGAUAGUGUUUCUCGCUCACCUAUCUAUUCUUCGUUCACGGAAACCUUGGAUGGGUCUGCAACAAUAAGGGCGUUUGAGACAGAGGAUUUAUUUAUGGGGAGAUUCACUGAGCAUGUUGCUUUAUAUCAGCGUACUUCCUACGCAGAGCUGACAGCAAGCUUGUGGCUUUCUUUGCGCCUCCAGUUAUUGGCAGCUUCUGUUGUUUCAUUCAUUGCCUUGAUGGCUGUCAUUGGUUGCCGAAGUGAUCUCCCAUUUAGCUUGGGUACACCUGGAUUGAUUGGCUUAGGCCUGUCCUAUGCAGCACCGGUGGUUUCUUCACUGAGCAAUUUUCUGACUAGUUUCACAGAGACAGAGAAGGAAAUGGUUUCUAUUGAGAGAGUGCUUCAGUACAUGGACAUCCCGCAAGAAGGAUUUCAAGGCAGCCAAACUGCACAUCCAAAUUGGCCUUUUCAAGGGCAUAUUGAAUUUGUACAUGUUACACUUAAAUACAAACCAUCAUUGCCAGCAGCUUUAAAUGAUGUGUCAUUUAACAUCUCUGCAGGCAUGCAGAUUGGAAUUGUCGGAAGGACAGGUGCUGGAAAAUCCAGUGUGAUGAAUGCCCUUUUCCGGCUUACUCCCAUUUGUAAUGGUCGUAUAUUAGUAGAUGGUGUUGAUGUGGCUGAUAUUGCAGUCACAGAUCUUCGUGGACGUAUGGCAGUGGUUCCUCAAAGUCCGUUCCUGUCUGAAGGGUCCUUAAGAGACAACCUAGAUCCACUUGGUAAGACGAGUGAUAUAAAAAUUUGGGAGACUCUUGAGAAGUGUCAUAUCAAAGAAGAGGUAGAAUUGGCCGGAGGACUUGACAUUCAUGUGAAAGAUUCUGGGAUCUCAUUUUCAGUUGGCCAGCAGCAGCUUAUAUGCCUUGCUCGUGCACUCAUCAAAUCUUCCAAGAUACUUUGUUUGGAUGAAUGCACAGCAAAUAUUGACACUCAGACUGCAUCAGUACUACAAAAUACUAUUUCUAAUGAAUGCAAAGGCAUGACAGUCCUCACAAUAGCUCAUCGUAUAUCUGUAGUGUUGGACAUGGACAACAUUCUAGUUCUUGACCAUGGUGUACUGGUUGAGCAAGGAAACCCACAUGUGCUUUUGAAAAACAAUCACUCUAGAUUUGCAGGAUUAGCUCGAGCUUCAACAAUGUGAGCUCUUUUUCACUUCAAAGCACAUAAUUGAGUUAUCUUUCUAGUUGAGCUUAACCAGGAUGAUGAAUCAGUGGAAUCAAGGGUAUGAGUACCAUCAUGAAAGACUGGUUGAUUAUCUGCAGAAUGUUAUCAUAGUUUCUAACUUAGUUAGGGAUGGAUCUUGGAACAAAGACUUGCAGAGAUGGGUGAUCCUUCAUUAAACCCUUCUUAUUUGAAUAAUCUAUGCACAUUAUGCUCUAUGUACUUGCUGAUUCUCCUGCACUUGAAGCUAAGCAAAAUAUGUGUAGUUGUUAGUACA
Asparagus officinalis (garden asparagus) is the source of this 4854-nucleotide messenger RNA. Its product is annotated as ABC transporter C family member 13. Gene Ontology annotation, molecular function: ATP hydrolysis activity; ATP binding; ABC-type transporter activity. The coding region runs from base 145 to 4557 and encodes 1470 amino acids. The record is from RefSeq and is a predicted model, not a curated record. Lineage: Eukaryota; Viridiplantae; Streptophyta; Magnoliopsida; Asparagales; Asparagaceae. Gene Ontology annotation, biological process: transmembrane transport. The transcript has 36 exons. Gene Ontology annotation, cellular component: membrane.